AUGCAGGAAUAUAUCUGGAAAGCCACGAUAUAUCUGGAAAGCCACGAUACAGUGGCCUUAGAAGAAGAGGCGUUUGAGCAAAACACCGAUGACGAAGGACCGGAACCCGAGACACCAAUAGGAAGAGCUGGGAACGUGUACGUCCUCCCAGGAAGUGAACGCUUUCCAACAGGAGCAAUCGAAUGCGACGCGGAACACAGUGGCUACGAAGUCACGACACUUACUGCAGAUGGACGUUAUGCUGGUACCACUGACCAAUUCAAGAUCAAGAUGUAUGCUGGGUCUGAAUGGACGGAAUACAGCGUUUUAAAUAAUCCGGGAAAAAAUCGGGGAAGAAAAGAAUGGGAUAGGUACUUAUCUGUUGAGGCUCUGAAUGACGAACCUGUUUCAUAUAUAAGAAUUGAACACGUCUCUGGGACAAAUGGCUGGCAAAUAGCAACCGUUUUCGUGAGGCACAUGUGUACCAACAAGAUCUACGAGUUCAACUGUGGAGGGUGCUGGAUCGACAGGCCUCAUAUUCCAUACAGGAACAUCAAGCGCACAAGCAUAUACUAGACAAUACU
Molecule: messenger RNA, 563 nt
Organism: Owenia fusiformis
Lineage: Eukaryota; Metazoa; Annelida; Polychaeta; Sabellida; Oweniidae
Source: the annotation of a GenBank genome assembly